Peromyscus leucopus (white-footed mouse) is the source of this 2279-nucleotide messenger RNA. It is a transcript of the gene Rnf26, whose product is annotated as ring finger protein 26. Gene Ontology annotation, molecular function: ubiquitin protein ligase activity. The record is from RefSeq and is a predicted model, not a curated record. The transcript has a single exon. Lineage: Eukaryota; Metazoa; Chordata; Mammalia; Rodentia; Cricetidae. Gene Ontology annotation, biological process: ubiquitin-dependent protein catabolic process; protein ubiquitination. Bases 87 to 1370 code for a protein of 427 amino acids.
CACCGACUCUCCAGAUACUGGCAGCCUUGACAGCGCCUCCACCGAGGAGCCAGCCUUCCUCUGGUCCUGGACUCCACCGCCCUACCAUGGAGGCUGUGUUCCUGGUGGUGAAUGGGGUGGGCCUGGUGCUGGACUUGCUGACCUUGGUGUUGGAUCUCAACUUCCUGCUGGUGUCCUCCCUCCUGGCUACCUUGGCCUGGCUUUUGGCCUUCAUCUACAACCUGCCACACACGGUACUGACCAGUCUUCUGCACUUGGGUCGAGGAGUCCUGCUCUCUUUGCUGGCCUUGGGUGAAGCAUUGGUUCGAUUCGCCUUUGGGGGAUUUCAGGCCUUGUGUACCUUCCUUUGUAGCUGCUACUCUGGCUUGGAGAGUUUAAAGCUCCUCGGGCACCUGGCCUCUCACGGAGCUCUGAGGAGCCGAGAAAUACUGAACAGGGGCAUCCUGAACAUGGUCUCCCACGGCCAUGCUUUGCUGCGCCAGGCAUGUGACAUCUGUGCCAUCGCCAUGAGCCUGGUGGCCUACGUGGUCAACAGUCUGGUCAACAUCUGCCUCAUCGGCACUCAGAACCUCUUCUCCCUGGUGCUGGCCCUGUGGGAUGCCGUGGUGGGGCCUCUGUGGAGGAUGACUGACGUCCUGGCCGCUUUCCUCGCGCACAUUUCCAGCAGCGCGGUGGCCAUGGCCAUCCUCCUCUGGACCCCUUGCCAACUGGUACUAGAGCUGUUGGCCUCAGCUGUCCGCCUGCUGGCCAGCUUUGUGCUUUUCCACGUCACUGGCCUGGUGUUGUUGGCCUGUGUGCUGGCCGUGACUUUGGCUGUGCUGCACCCAGACCUUACCUUGAGGCUGGCCACCCGAGCACUUGGUCAGCUCCACGCCCAGCCGUCCUACCACCGGCUUCGGGAGGAUGUGGUGCGGCUCUCUCGCCUCGCGCUGGGUCUCGAGGCCUGGCGCAGAGUCUGGAGCCGAAGCCUACAGCUGGCCAGCUGGCCGAAUCGGGGAGGGGCGCCGGGGGCGCCCCAAGGUGGCCCCGGGAGGGUGUUCUCAGCCAGGAUCCAGGGACAGGACACCCUUCCUGAAGCAGAGGAGGAGGACGUCAGGACCGCCAGAGCACCACCUGCCAGAGGCCGGGAGAGACUCAACGAGGACGAGCCUACGGCUGGGCAAGACCCGUGGAAGCUGCUGAAGGAGCAGGAGGAGAGGAAGAAGUGUGUCAUUUGCCAGGACCAGAGCAAGACGGUGCUGCUGCUGCCCUGCCGGCACCUGUGUCUCUGCCAGGCCUGCACCGAGAUCCUCAUGCGCCACCCCAUCUACAACCGCAACUGCCCGCUCUGCCGCCGCGGCAUCCUGCAGACCCUCAAUGUCUACCUCUGAUGACUCCCUCCCUCCCUACCUGCCUGCCCGCCCGUCCACCCUCUGCGCUCCACACACCAGGACAGCAUCAGCGUUUUGCCUCUGGGAUUUGGCCUGAGUCUUCUUUGCCCCAAUGACGGCAACUCUGGCAAGCCUCAAGCCAUAUAUCCAGGAAUAUAUGUAGCUGGAAUCCUCGGGAAGGCCCCAGUCUGGGUGGGGCAGGGUGACCGUCCCUCUGAACCCUGUGUGGGGCCCUGGGAUGCUGAGGGUGGUGAGUUUGUCACUAUGCAAGGGCCCUGAGACUUUGGCGGGCUCUUCCCCAGUCUGCCCAGGGCCCGUCCAGACACCAGCCUCUGGGGCUGUCCUUCUUUGCUUCUGGCUUUUCUGUUGGGGCUUUUUUGGUCCUUCCCUCCAGGCCACACCACAUCACGUCAUGUGAGGAUUUUUGGCAACUCCUGGGCCUUGGAGUGAUCUUAAUUUUUCUGUUUUUUGGGUUUUCUUGUUUUGGAAUGGAAUCUUUGUGUUCACCCAGAGCCUCCGCCCUGGUGGGUCUGGGAGUAGAAUCCCGUAGGUGCCCUGUGAACCACCUCUGCCUGUCAUCGUCUUAAAGUCUCCCAACUUGACCCAGAACCUGGGUCAGGAGUUUAUCCCUGGGUACAGGGGUGCAGCUAAACCUGGCUUUGGGACCAUUUACCCUCAGGCACCCCAGCUCCAAGAGGAGCCUCCGAAGGAAGAACCAGAUUUCUACUCAUUCCCCUCAUGCCCUACAUGACGUAGAACACGGCAUUCCUCCUGGUCUCCCUCUGGCAUUGGGGAGGGCAUUCUGCACAUUUCACUAGGGUCCAAAUAAGGGGCUAGGCCUCGGGGCUUGCGGCUCCCUUAGGUCUGCCUGUCUGUCCAGUUUCUAUGAAUAAAGUUCUGUUGACAGCU